AUGGGAAAUUGUGCAUCUUUAUCCUCAAAUAAACAAGUCAAAGAAACUGGUAUUAGUUCUCAAUCUUAUCAUACUAGUGCCAACAACCUUAACAUUGCAAACAACAAUAAUAAAAAUAAUGAUAAAUUAUCAUCGAAUACAAAGUUCGUUAAAAAUAAAACAAAAAUAUCAAAAACAAAAAGGAAAGUCCAUAAAGGAAUUAUCAGUCUUCCUUCUAAUUUUCAACAUACUGGACAUAUUGGGAUCACUGAAUUACGUAGUGGAAAAGUAGACCCUGAAAAAAUUAAAAAACAAAUGGCAGAAGUUGCAGCGACUUUAAAUAUAGAUUUUGCUAACACAGUAUCAAUUGAUGAUGAUAAUGAUAUAUCAACAACAACUACAACAUUAUCUUCAAAUCAGAACUCUGAAAUAACAGAUCAAUCUGCCAAAGAAUUUAAAAUCAAGAGAAAAUCAACGUUAUCAACAACAACAUCAAUACCUGUACUUUCAUCACAAUCAUCACAAUCAACCAAUGAGUUAAUUGUUGAUCCGAUGAAAAAAGUUUUUGCUGCAUUGAGAAUGCCAUCAGAUGGAAAUUUUGAUAGUAUUUGA
Messenger RNA from Entrophospora candida, 591 nucleotides. Lineage: Eukaryota; Fungi; Glomeromycota; Glomeromycetes; Entrophosporales; Entrophosporaceae. The record is from the annotation of a GenBank genome assembly.